Amphiprion ocellaris (clown anemonefish) is the source of this 5577-nucleotide messenger RNA. RefSeq names its product bone morphogenetic protein 3 (gene bmp3). Lineage: Eukaryota; Metazoa; Chordata; Actinopteri; Pomacentridae. Gene Ontology annotation, cellular component: extracellular region. The transcript has 3 exons. Gene Ontology annotation, molecular function: cytokine activity; growth factor activity. Gene Ontology annotation, biological process: SMAD protein signal transduction; BMP signaling pathway; osteoblast differentiation. The record is from RefSeq and is a predicted model, not a curated record. Bases 420 to 1814 code for a protein of 464 amino acids.
CACAAGCCCUAUAAUACCAAGCACAACAUGCUUUACCUUCAAUGAAAGCUGAGACGGGGGGACGGUUGACUGCUGCUGGUCCUGAAAUCAACUCAGAGCUCCGGAGCGUCGCAGUUUUAGCAGCUCGCCUCUCCUGCAUCUGCUUUAUUGCACCUUCUGCUGCGCGCCGGAACCUUUUCUUUUCCUGUAUCAUUUACUGACUUUUUGCGCAUUUCAGACCUGCGACUUUAUCCAAAGCGGACUUUUGUUGGAUAACUUCCCCCACACUUUCUUGUUGUGACCGCUGUCAGAGGUGAUGCUAUCAUUUAGUCACAUCCUCAGGUGAUGGUAUGUCUCUCUGGAGAUAGGGGCCACUUUUGGAGAAGGUUUUCCACAGCUGUUAUUUUUCCCGUCGCUACGUUUCCUCCAUUUAAUCCAGCAUGGCUCUCUACUCUCGGUUUGUGGUCGUGCUGCUUUACGGAUGGAGUUAUCUGUGCGUUGGAUACUGCGCGAUGCUGAAAACGGACAAUUUCCCCGAGAGGCGAAAGGUGGAUUUUACGCAUUCAGUGGAUAAAAAGUACGCGACGAAGGAAGACCAGGACGCGCUUUUACAGGAUACAAUGACGGAGCACAUGCAGAUGCUUUACGCGAAGUACAACCGAGCUGGAUUUCCCUUCAAGGACGGCAACACUGUUCGCAGCUUCAAAGCGCACUGGGGUACAAUAAACAAGAAGCAGCUGCAGAUCUUCAACCUCACCUCCCUCACCAAGUCGGAAGACGUUCUGUCGGCCACCCUUCAUUACUACAUUGGAGACCUUCAGAACAGCACCGGCAGCUGCUCCAGGUCCAAAACCUGCAUCCAGGUCCGCCACGGCCCCCGCAGGCACAGCCACAUCCACAUGGUCAUCUGGAGCUUUGGCUCCGUGGACAACAAGCUGAGGACUCUGGGACACUUUCGCAUCAACGUGUCCACGCUCUACAGGGACUUCAUCUCCUGGCAGUGGAAGGACAUCACUCGAGUGGUCAACCAGGCCAAACACCAUGACGAGCUGCUCAUUGGGAUCGAAGUGGCUUCUCAAGGGCCACAGCAGUGGAAGAAGCUCCUGUCGGACCGCUCGCCUUACAUCCUGGUCUACGCCAACGACUCGGCCAUUUCAGAACCUGAAAGUGUGGUGGCCACCCUCCAGAGACACCACUCGGUGGGAGGCGAAGGCUUCGUUCCCUUCCACAAACUGGGGCUGCGAGAGCGAAACCACACCGAGCAAGAGCAGCCGCCGGCCAGACACAAGCGCUCGGUGAACGUUCUCCUCCCUCUGCAGAACAACGAGCUCCCCGGACCCGAGUAUCCGUACGAGACGACCGGCUGGGACGAGACGAGUCCGUACGAGCCUUUUGAAAACAAACAGGCCCGUCGGCCGCGCAAAAAGACUCGCAAGAACCAGCGGCACAAGAUGCCCCUGCUGCAGUUCGACGAGCAGACGAUUAAAAAGGCGCGAAAGAAGCAGUGGAACGAGCCCAGGAACUGCGCUCGGAGAUACCUGAAAGUGGACUUUGCCGAUAUCGGAUGGAGUGAAUGGAUUAUAUCACCCAAAUCAUUCGAUGCCUACUACUGCUCAGGGUCCUGCCAGUUCCCCAUGCCCAAGGCCCUGAAGCCGUCUAACCACGCCACCAUCCAGAGCAUAGUCCGGGCGGUGGGCGUCGUCCCCGGCAUCCCCGAGCCCUGCUGCGUCCCCGAGAAGAUGUCCUCCCUCAGCAUCCUCUUCUUCGACGAGGACAAGAACGUGGUGCUCAAAGUCUACCCCAACAUGACUGUAGAUUCCUGCGCCUGUAGAUAGUUUCCUUUCCUCCCAUUUCCACGCCUCGUAUCGUAUAGUUAAAAAAAACAACAACAGCCAAAAAGACUCCAAGUCUCUCCUCCUGCUUCUUCAGUCUUUCUCAAACAUCCGUUGAACUUCCCUUGUUGCACUGGAGGAGAGUGACUGGCUGCUGUUCCAGGCGAAGAGGAGUUCUGUCUGUCCACAGGAAGAAGAAGAAGAUAAAUGGAUUGUGUGAGUUGUUAUUAUUAUUAUUAUUAUUAUUAUCAUUAUCCUCGUGGAAGAUUACGGGAACGGGAAAAAAAGUCAGCUCUCCACCAGCAAACCGGCACCACUGUUUAUCUUCGUAUUUAUCAUCGCUGCUCAGUCAUCUGUUAGCGGGGCGGAUCAUAAACUCACUGUCAAGCUACACAAACACCAACUGAGGCAGACAAACAACAACAAAAGAGACAAAAACUGAAGGAAAAUAUUCACUUUCUCAGAUAAAAAAUAGCUCGAACUGAUGCCUUCUUCACAGCUUGAAGUUGUCUUUACCACAAGGUCACCUCUGCUCGCACUUGCAUGGUUUUUGUUACGAUGUGUAAGUAUUUAUGUCCGUACUAUCACUGUGUUUAUUCGCUAUAGGAGAACGUUAUUGUAUAAUUAUUGGCUUGGCUGCUAUAGAGGGUAAUGUUAGAUUCCAAAGCCAGAAUUGUGACCUAGAUGGUAGUUGGUUUUUUUGCAUAUUUGUGUUUAUAUUGUCACUCAGAACCCAGAUUUUAAGAGCUGAAGAAUGUGGUCUUCGUUAGCAGUGGGAGACCUGCGCUAUCGUUAGCUCAAACCUCAAACUUUAUUAGAAAUAUAAAGGGACAAAGCAUAUAAAAAGGAGAAACUACUACAAUAAACCAAGGCUUUCACUAUACAAGCGUAAAACUGCAGGACUCUGGAUGCUUGUGGAGGUAUUUAAAACCCUCGUUGGAGCUGUUAAGUUUGCAAAAAAACGCAAAUAAAUGGUGGGACUUGGCCGUCAGUGAAGGUUAGCAGUUUCAGAACAUGUUGCUAUCACCUAUUUUUUAAAAUAAUGUAUCGUAUUUACAGUCUGGAGUGACCUUUAUGAAGAAAAAACAUUUACAAACUGCCCAGAAAUCAGUUUUUAUCAACAAAAUCAGUAUGGAGUCAAUAUACACUGCUGGUCUGGAAUCAGUUUUGCCUGACGUAUACUCAAGACUCAUUGUUUUUUAGUUGGAAAUCUGGAUUCCAUGUACAAAUGGGUGACAAAUUAAAGGAAAACCCCAAUAUAAAAUGUCUUAGUAAGGUGUUGGGCCACUAUAUGCUUCCAUUCAACUUUGGAUUGGUUUCUGGACUCUAAUGGAGGGAUGGAACACCAAUAUUCCAAAAGAUAUUCUCUAAUUUGGUGUUUUGAUGAUGAUGGGGGUGUGUUGUUUCAAAAUCUCCAAUAGGUUGGGUUGAGAUUUGGUGACUUCACAACAUUUUUAUUCAACCUCUUGGGGUCAUUUUAGGUCUUUCCAUGUCCUCCUAUUGGAUCCUAAGGUGGUCCCAGGCCAGAUGAGAUACGUAGAUGGUUAAGUUUACCUAGAAAAUGUCCAUUAAAAGGCGUUCACGAGACAACCAAAUCUUAACCGUUGGUUUUCUGCUUUCUGUUCAUACUACUUUUGUGAUUUUGACCAUUAAAGCAGCACCAUAGGGCAAAAAAGAGUGAAAAUGAUGGAUGAAAGUGGAAAAACUGCCUAGAAAACUUGACUAAAAAGGCGUCCAGGAGGCAUCCAAAUCAUAACCAUUCGUUUUCUGCUGUCUGCUUAUGCUGAUUUUGUAAUUUUGACCAUUUAAGCUGCAGUAGGCAGUAUUAUUCCGGCAUCUAGCCUCAUUUACCUUGAAGCAUAUUGUGAUUAAAAUGGUCUGAGUGGAAUCUAGACUUCUGCACCUCCUCCUGGCUCCAUUUUCAGGCUUUAUCUAGCUUUAAAAUGGAGAAAUUUUAGCCAAUCAAGGCACUUUUCACAGGACAAGUUUUGAAUUGAAGCUGAAAUACUGACUUUUUUUUCCAGAUUUCUGUCUAGUGCAGCUUUAUAUAAGUAUUAAGAAGAAGAAUGAUGGACUUACGUGGAAAAACUGCCUAGAAAGCCUCCAUAAAAAGGGGUCCACGAGACAACCAAAUCUUAACUAUUCAAUUUUUGCUGUCUGCUUAUGCUAAUUUUGUGAUCUUGACCAUUAAAGCUGCAGUAGGCAGCAUUAUAUUGGCAAAAAUCCAUAUUAACCUCACUAAUCUUGAAGCAUACUGUAAUUAAAAUGGUCUGAGUGGAAACUAGACCUCCUCCCAGCUCCAUUUUCAAGCUUUAUUUGUCUUUAAAAUCUACACAUUUUAGCCAAUCAAGGAAUUUUUCACAGGUCGAGGUUUGAAUUGAAGCUAAAAUACUGACAUUUUUGUCCACAUUUCUGCCUGUUGCUUCUUUAAUUUGAGUAUUACUAAGAAAAACAAUGGAAAAACUGCCUAGAAAACCUCCAAAAUAGGCGUCCCGGAGGUACCAGAAGUCAUACUAUCUAAAAAACACCACCAUCAGGAUAAGAAAUACUUCAUCGUAGCAUAAAAAUGAUCAAUUAGAACAACUUUGUAGUGCUUUGCAGAGACCAACAAGCCUUUUCAUACAUUUUCCUUUGUCAUCCAUUCCUAUGUUCUUGAGCCUUCAAAAGACAAAAAAAAACUAACAAAAGCUACUCUUUACAGUAAAUUAAGUGUUUUGGUAGCUGUACUAUUUGAUUUUCACAAUAAAAGUCGAUUUUUUAAAAUAAUAAAGCCCAAAAAUGAUGAGUGCAUAAUAUACAUCAGUGAUCAGUUUUCCUGGGUCACACAAGGCUAAAAUUAUUAUAUAUUGUUAUUAUACAGAGUGGAUUUUUACCUAAAUCAUGAGAGGGUGUGUUAUGUGAUCACUUGUGUCGUAACUUUGUGCAUUAUUGUCACAAAACCAAAUAUUUAUUCAGAGCAUAUAGACUUAAAUAUAGCAGCAAACCUUUGUUUUUUCUCUUCCUUGUACAUUGUUUUUGUAUAUAGCUCACUAUAACUAUGCCUCUUUGAGAUAGAAGUGCCUUUUCAGUGGGUGAAUUUCUGCUUUAAAACACAGUUUGAUUUGAUUCAGUCGCCUGAACCGAGCUCAAGUCAGCUGAGAAUAUUUUUUUAUGGUACAAAAAUAGCAAACAAAGAGUGAACAUAGCGCAUAUUCUUGUGAUAAGUGGAAUUUAUGCUAAAGCGUUUUGCAGAUGAUUCGCCGUUUUGAUAUUCCAGAGACAUUUAUUUUGUGUCGAUACCUAAAGGCAGAUUGUUUAACUUGAUAUAUUUUGUACUGACAACAUUUUACAGUUUCCUCAUCUUGUGCCAAUGCAGAUUUUUAGAGAAACGCAUGCCAACAAGUUGCCUCUGGGGCUUUUUUUCUGCAUUCUGCAAGUACGGAAAAGUACAUUUAUACACAUUUAUCAGCAGUUUAUUCCAUCUUGGAAAUGUUCCGCUGUAGGUGAAACAAAAAAAGAAAUGCUUGUACAAUAAGCUUCAUAAAAUAUAUUUGUAUAUGGAAAAGACCUUUAACAUGCAUCUAUUUAUUUUCUGUAUGUUGCAUAUCUUGUAGAGGUGUGGUCCGGGAUGAAGGGGGGACUCUGACAUGUCGAUGGUUUUUAUAUCUGUCAUGGACUUUACUUUUGUCACUACUGAUGUGAACGUUUGGUUUAAAGUCUCCCUCCUCUGAGCUCCGACCCUCCUUCCAAAGCAUUCAAAGACAUGAAUAAAAGUAUGCAAGACUCA